GCCGGGGCUCCCCGCCGCUUCGGGGGGCGAGGAGGAGGCGGCCGGGCGGCGCGCAGUCCCCGCCGUCCCGGGGUCGCGAGGCCGGGCCCCGGGUGUUGCAUGCGGGGCGGGGUGGCUGUGAGCGGAGGCGAAGAUGGAAGGUUUAACGCUGAGCGAUGCGGAGCAGAAAUACUACUCGGAUCUCUUCUCCUACUGCGACAGCGAGAGCACCAAGAAGGUGGCGGCCCACGGGCGGGUGCUGGAGCUGUUCCGGGCCGCACAGCUGCCCAGCGACGUGGUCCACCAGAUUAUGGAGCUUUGUGGUGCAACUAGACUUGGUUAUUUUGGAAGAAGUCAGUUCUAUAUUGCUUUGAAACUUGUAGCUGUUGCCCAGUCUGGCUUCCCUUUAAGGGUGGAAAGUAUAAAUACAGUAAAGGACCUUCCUCUGCCAAGAUUUGUUGCUUCAAAGAAUGAACAGGAAUCUCGUCAUGCAGCCUCAUAUUCUUCAGAUUCUGAAAAUCAAGGGUCUUAUUCUGGUGUAAUUCCCCCACCACCGGGCAGGGGGCAAGUGAAAAAGGGAUCCACAAGCCAUGAUACUGUCCAGCCUCGUACAUCUGCAGAUCAGCAGGAACCUGUAUCCCCAGUAGUUUCGCCACAGCAGUCUCCACCAACUUCUCCACACACAUGGAGGAAGCACAGCCGCCAUCCCAGUGGAGGAAACAGUGAGAGGCCUCUUGCAGGACCUGGGCCAUUUUGGUCUCCCUUUGGUGAAGCACAAUCAGGUUCUUCUGCUGGUGAUGCAGUAUGGUCAGGGCAUUCUCCACCUCCACCUCAAGAAAAUUGGGUCAGUUUUGCAGAUACUCCACCAACCAGUACUCUUUUAACCAUGCAUCCUGCUUCUGUCCAGGACCAGACAACAGUACGAACUGUAGCAUCAGCUACAACUGCCAAUGAAAUUCGUAGGCAAUCCAGUAGUUAUGACGAUCCCUGGAAAAUAACAGAUGAACAAAGACAGUAUUAUGUAAAUCAAUUUAAAACCAUUCAGCCUGAUCUAAACGGAUUUAUUCCAGGAUCUGCAGCUAAAGAGUUUUUUACAAAAUCAAAACUUCCUAUUCUUGAACUUUCUCAUAUUUGGGAACUCUCAGACUUUGAUAAAGAUGGAGCCUUGACACUGGAUGAGUUUUGUGCUGCUUUUCAUCUGGUAGUUGCUAGGAAGAAUGGCUACGACUUACCGGAAAAACUCCCUGAAAGCUUAAUGCCCAAACUGAUUGAUUUGGAAGAUUCAGCAGACGUUGGGGAUCAGCCAGGUGAGGUAGGUUAUUCAGGCUCUCCUGCAGAAGCACCUCCAAGCAAGUCUCCAUCAAUGCCGUCACUAAACCAGACUUGGCCCGAGCUGAAUCAGAGCAGUGAGCAGUGGGAGACAUUUAGUGAACGCUCUUCAAGCUCACAAACUCUGACCCAAUUUGAUUCUAACAUUGCACCAGCUGAUCCUGAUACUGCUAUUGUUCAUCCAGUUCCCAUUCGUAUGACUCCAAGCAAAAUCCACAUGCAGGAAAUGGAACUUAAAAGAACUGGCAGUGAUCAUACUAAUCCCACUAGCCCAUUACUUGUGAAAACAUCUGACCUUUCAGAAGAAAAUAAGAUAAAUUCAUCAGUGAAAUUUGCUUCUGGAAAUACUGUAGCAGAUGGUUACAGUAGUUCAGACUCUUUUACUUCGGAUCCAGAACAGAUUGGGAACAAUGUAACUCGUCAAAGGUCUCAUUCAGGAAUGUCGCCUGAUAACACUGCACCACCACCUCCCCCUCCAAGGCCUCAGCCCUCUCAUUCUAGAUCGUCAUCUUUAGAUAUGAAUCGGACCUUUUCAGUCACCACAGACUUGUGUGUUCACACAGGACAGCAACAGGCUGGAGUUGUUGCCCAACCUCCUGCAGUGCCUCCAAGACCACAGCCCUCACAGGCUCCUGGUCCCGUUGUGCAUCGCCCAGUGGAUGCCGAUGGCCUAAUAACUCACACUAGUACCUCACCUCAGCAGAUACCAGAACAACCAAAUUUUGCAGAUUUCAGCCAAUUUGAAGUAUUUGCUGCAUCAAAUGUAAAUGAAGAACAAGAUGAUGAAGCCGAGAAACAUGCAGAGGUCUUGCCGGUUGAAAAAGCUUCUGAUCCUGCAAGUUCUCUUCGAGUUGCCAAAACAGAUAGUAAAAUUGAAGAGAAGACAGCUGCUAGCGCUCCCGCCAAUGUGAGCAAAGGCACAACACCUCUUGCUCCACCACCUAAACCUGUUCGAAGGAGAUUAAAAUCAGAAGAUGAAUUAAGGCCAGAAGUUGAUGAACAUACACAAAAGACAGGUGUCCUAGCUGCUGUUCUUGCAUCACAACCUUCUAUUCCUAGGUCUGUUGGAAAAGAUAAGAAAGCUAUUCAGGCGUCAAUUAGACGCAAUAAGGAAACCAACACAGUUUUGGCCAGAUUGAAUAGUGAAUUGCAGCAACAAUUAAAGGAUGUUCUUGAAGAGAGAAUUUCCCUGGAAGUUCAACUGGAACAACUUCGACCGUUCUCUCACCUAUAAGCCAAUUGCCGUUAACUGUGAACAUACCCAUUUUUAAGCGGUUUUGGGUUCAAAGCCAAUUUGGAGACCCAGACAUUCAGCUCACUGCUUAAUUCAACAUUAAAUUGUAUGAUUCUGUUUCGCCCUAUGUGUUCACCAUUGUAUUUAAGUACCUUUUAUUUUUUAAUUGCAACAAUAAAAGGGUCAGGAUGACUUCGUGGAGGGUGUGUUGUGUUUGUUGGCACAGCCCGCCCUUGUUGCUCCAUAGCGUUAGGAGUACAUCCAUAACAUUGGUCCAUUAUACUUAUGUGACCAGAACCGCUCACUGCUUGGAUUUACAGAACGGGCUUCUCAUUUACACCUCGAGCACAGACUCAGAAAUAUUUACAGAAGGAGACAAAAUUAAAUAAACUGUCAGUUUGUCUUUAGGUUUAAUACUUAA
Messenger RNA from Balaenoptera ricei (Rice's whale), 2963 nucleotides. RefSeq names its product RALBP1 associated Eps domain containing 1 (gene REPS1). Gene Ontology annotation, molecular function: protein binding; calcium ion binding. The record is from RefSeq and is a predicted model, not a curated record. Gene Ontology annotation, biological process: endocytosis; endosomal transport. Bases 134 to 2542 code for a protein of 802 amino acids. The transcript has 20 exons. NCBI's taxonomy places the organism in Eukaryota, Metazoa, Chordata, Mammalia, Artiodactyla, Balaenopteridae. Gene Ontology annotation, cellular component: plasma membrane; cytoplasm.